Molecule: messenger RNA, 3079 nt
Organism: Oppiella nova
Lineage: Eukaryota; Metazoa; Arthropoda; Arachnida; Sarcoptiformes; Oppiidae
Source: the annotation of a GenBank genome assembly
GGUAAACACAAACACAUGUCAUCUGAAAGUAGUGUUAAAUUUAAUUACAAAUCAAAGUAUGACUCAAGAAGUAGACAAUCAACCGAUGACUGAUCCCACGGACACGAAGAGCAAGCUCUUCGAGGGCUACAAGAGUGUGGGUCUGGUGUCGACACACGUGCCACACAUCGUGCGAUAUAUCGACAAAUUGUCUCAAACCCGGGUCAUUACGGUCUCCAACAACACGUUUCUGGUGUUCAAUCAUAAACUCAAACUCAUCGAGACAUGUGUGGCCCACGCGUCCGACAUCAAUGUCUUGACCAGCGAUUCCAAGUAUGUCUACACGGCUGCCGAUAACGAGAUCUUCGGCUGGAAAUACGGCCACAAAUGGAAAUGCAGAUCAUUUGUGGGAUGCCUUCAGACCGUUGAACACGUCCUGCCAUUUGGUCCCCAUUUGAUAGCAAUAGACGCCGAAAACACACUCAGGGUUUGGGAGAUCCGGACUCAAGAGCAGACACUAACCCUACCAUUCAAUGAGGAGUCGUUCCGCAUGACGGCACUCAUACACCCGUCCACUUAUAUCAACAAAAUUCUGAUCGGUUCCGCACAGGGAGCUCUUCAGUUGUGGAAUCUUCGGACACAAACACUGAUCCAUACGUUCAAAGGAUGGCAGAGUCGAGUGACACAGUUAUCUCAAGCGCCGGCCAUCGACAUCGUAGCCAUCGGUCUGGAGAACGGAUCCAUUUAUAUACAUAACCUCCGCAUCGAUGAGACACUCAUGAAGUUUCGACAGGAAUGGGGUUCAGUGCAGUGCCUGAGCUUUCGCAGCGAUGGACAACCGUUUAUGGUGUCGGCCUCAAUGUCCGGCCAUUUGGCGGUUUGGAAUUUAGAGCACAAGAGACUCGAGUCUCAGAUGAGACACAUUCAUAGCGGACAAGUGGUCGGCACUACUUUCAUCGAAAGGGAACCACUGCUGGUCACCAAUUCGACGGAUAAUUCGCUGAAGAUUUGGUGUUUCGAUGAGUCCGACAGCACCGGACGUAUUCUGUAUCAACGCGAAGGGCACACGAAACCGCCCACAAGAAUACGGUUUCACGGCUUCAAAGGCCAGUAUGUUUUGAGCGCUGGUCUGGACUCGAGUUUGAGAGCGUUUUCCAUAUUCUCGGAGCGAUUGAAUCGAAACCUCGGAAUCGCUUCAUAUAAUAGAAAGUUAUCCAAAAAGAAAGGCGUCCGCAAAGACACCCACCGUAUGAAACCGAUCGUCGAUUUCACAGCCGAGACCACUCGUGAGAAGGAAUGGGAUGGUAUAGCGGCGUGUCAUCGGAGGCUUAAUACGGUGACCACCUGGUCCUUCGACAACUGCCGUAUGGGUAAACAUAAACUAUUGCACCAACGGUUCGCCGGGCAAUACAAUGUUGUGGCACUGUGCGUGUGUUUGAGUAGUUGUGGAAAUUUUGUGACAAUGGGUUAUAAUACGGGUCAUGUCGACCGGUAUAACAUACAGUCAGGCAUUCAUAGGGCCACUUAUGGCAAGAGAGCGCAUGCAAGUGCUGUGAGAGGUGUGGCCAGUGAUGGACUCAACCAGUUUGUCAUAAGCGGUGGCAACGACUCUAAAUUAAAGUUUUGGCGAUUUAAUGGCAAAGGAUUGUUAGGUGAACUGACAUUAGACGCACCCAUCAGUCAAUUGGUUUUACAUAAAGAGAGCUCUCUAUUAGCGGUAUCUUUAGACAACUUUUACGUAAAUAUAAUUGACUGCGAAAUGCGUCGACCGAUCCGUGUGUUGGGUCCGCACGGGAACCGCGUGACAGACAUGUGCUUCAAUAACGAGAGCCGUUGGCUCAUCACCUCCAGUAUGGACUCCAUUAUCCGUGUCUGGGAUCUGCCGUUAGGUUUAUUAGUGGACGCCUUUCGUGUGUCCACUCCUUGCGUCAGUCUCUCACUGUCACCGACCGGUGAGUUCUUGGCGACGGCUCACUCUGAAGAGGUCGGCAUCUAUUUGUGGGCAAACAUCUCGCUGUACGCACCCAUCACUCUGCGGCCAUUGCCUCAAGACUUUGAACCUGUUUUGCUGGAAAUGCCGGUUAUUCGCAGCGAUGAGGAAGAGGAGGAAGAAAUGAUUGAAUCAAAUGCCGUAUUCGAUGGCACCGAAGAUGUAGAACAAAUGGAUACCAAUGAAGAUGUUGUAUAUAAAUCACCGGAACAGUUGGCUAACGACUUGAUAACAUUGUCGUCGCUUCCGGACUCGAAGUGGAAAAAUCUCUUGUGUUUGGAUUUAAUUAAAAAACGGAAUAAACCCAAAGAACCGGUACAUAAGCCCGAAAACGCCCCCUUCUUUCUGCCGACAGUCGCGGGACUCGAACCCAAGUUUGCCAUCGAAGACAAAGAUGACCACAAGAAUAAAGACAAACAAAUUGAUUCACAUAUUGUUGACAAAUUGAAACCCAUUUCAAUGUUUGGAAAGUUAAUCAUUACAUGCCAUGAGAAUGAGUCUAAUUAUGAUCCACUGCUGGAUCUCCUUAAAACGAUGGGUCCCUCAGCCAUCGACGCCGAGAUCCGAUCCCUAUCCACACAACUCAAUGGUUCGCCAAAUCUGUUGAUCUAUUUUUUGGACGCAAUGGAAGCGACGCUUAAGACUAAUAAGGACUUCGAACUGAUUCAGUCAUAUUUGGGAUUAUUCCUCAAAAUACACACCGAAGACAUCGUCACCAAUGAAGCCCUUAAGACACGGUGCGAACAGUUAUCCCAAAUGACUGAUGAGUUAUGGGAUAGACUAUCGAAAGAGUUUAAUAAGUCGUUAUGUAAUAAAAGCACGAAUUUCUUUGUUUAUGAAAUCGAGAAACAAUUGGUUCGGAAUCAAUGUUUUGCUGACUUUCAUCUGCUGUAUGAGCGACGACCGGUUCUCCUCAAUGAACCCUUUGUUCACACCCCGAGUGGUGAUCACUUUGCUGGAGGUCUUGAGCUGAGCGCCCAGUGCUGUGGCCGGGGUACUCAUCACCUCUUCGAUGAUAUCCGGUAUGAAUAUAUACGUGAAAAAGUAGGGGUAAGUGAACUUCUGCUGCCCCUGAGAGCCGUGAACUUUGGCCCCAUUCCGCACGAAUGA